Molecule: messenger RNA, 893 nt
Organism: Syzygium oleosum
Lineage: Eukaryota; Viridiplantae; Streptophyta; Magnoliopsida; Myrtales; Myrtaceae
Product: GATA transcription factor 2-like
Exons: 3
Coding region: 1-720 (239 amino acids)
Biological process (GO): positive regulation of DNA-templated transcription
Cellular component (GO): nucleus
Molecular function (GO): sequence-specific DNA binding; zinc ion binding
Source: RefSeq, a predicted model, not a curated record
AUGGACCUCCAUCCCGCCUCCUCCUCCGCCGCCCACCACCGCCUCUGCGCCGACUCCUCCUCCCCCGCCUCCUCCUCCUCCUCCCCCCCGCCGCCUUCCUCCACCGCCGCCUUCCCUCCUUUCUGCACCGACUUCGCUCACGAGCUCUGCGUCCCCAGCGACUACGCGGCGGAGCUGGAGUGGCUCUCGCGGUUCGUCGACGACUCGUUCGCCGACGUCCCCGCUAGCGAGUUCCCCGGGGCCCCGACCUCCCUCCUCCCGGACGCCGCGUUCUCCGACGGCAGGCCGCGGAGCAAGCGCUCGAGGUCGCCCGGGGCCCCCGCGGCGGCUCCGGGCCGGAUCCGCUCGCCCACGGGCGAGGGCGCGGGGCCCGGGGAGGCUGGGGAAGGAGGAGGAGGGGGAGGGGGAGCCGGGAGGCGGUGCGCGCACUGCGCGUCGGAGAAGACGCCGCAGUGGCGGACGGGGCCGCUGGGGCCGAAGACGCUGUGCAACGCGUGCGGGGUGCGGUACAAGUCCGGGCGGCUUGUGCCGGAGUACAGGCCGGCGGCGAGCCCGACGUUCGUGCUGACCCAGCACUCGAACUCGCACCGGAAGGUGAUGGAGCUGCGGCGGCAGAAGGAGGCGCGGCAGGCGGCGCAGCCGCAGCAGCACCACCCCCAGGGCGGCGGCGGCGGAGGGGGGCAAGCCCAUCGUCACCCGCGGGACUUCGAGGCCUGCUGACGUGGCGGGCGCGGUUAGUUACGGGAUGACGUGGAUUCGAACGGCGCGCGCUUCCACGCCGUUCCCCAUGUGAAGGAUUUGGGGAGCGAGCGAUUUCUGCUCUCUCGCUGCAUUAUCAUGUGCUCGUCCUUUUUUAUUUUUCCUUUUUUUUCUAUAUUUUAUUUUUCUUUCUA